AUGAGACCCAAGCAUGACAAAUACCACAGAGUGCUUCAGUGUCUAGAGAACACUAAGCAGAAGAUACUGAGAGAGAGAGCAGCAGCAGAUCUGAUCAUCAUCAACAACACAGAGGAACAAGAUUUUGUGAAGAUCAUUUCUGGUGGUUCUGAAUAUUUCUGGAUUGGUCUGACUGAUAUUGAAGUGGAAGGCUCAUGGAAAUGGGUUGAUGGCAGCAACAUGACCUUACCUGGGUUCUGGGCGUCUGGAGAGCCAAACGGCAAACAAAAUGAAGACUGUGCUCUGAAUUAUUCACCAGGAGGGGCUGAUUUUCCAUGUGAUUAUAUGUCUAAAUGGAUCUGUGAGAAGAAUAUUUUUUAAAUGACUCAUUAUAAUAAAAAUGUACGUAUGUGCAUUAUGAACAUCUAAAUAUGUCUGUUAAACAUCUUGUGUUCAGUAAUUUUACCUGUUUUUAUUUGAAUGGCACUUUAAUUACGUUAUUCUGUAAAAACAUAAAAUAAAAUAAAUGAAAAUA
Molecule: messenger RNA, 514 nt
Organism: Cyprinus carpio (common carp)
Lineage: Eukaryota; Metazoa; Chordata; Actinopteri; Cypriniformes; Cyprinidae
Product: CD209 antigen-like protein C
Exons: 4
Coding region: 1-360 (119 amino acids)
Source: RefSeq, a predicted model, not a curated record